This is a messenger RNA of Monomorium pharaonis (pharaoh ant), 2369 nucleotides long. It is a transcript of the gene Alg11, whose product is annotated as GDP-Man:Man(3)GlcNAc(2)-PP-Dol alpha-1,2-mannosyltransferase. NCBI's taxonomy places the organism in Eukaryota, Metazoa, Arthropoda, Insecta, Hymenoptera, Formicidae. Gene Ontology annotation, molecular function: GDP-Man:Man(3)GlcNAc(2)-PP-Dol alpha-1,2-mannosyltransferase activity. The record is from RefSeq and is a predicted model, not a curated record. The coding region runs from base 337 to 1848 and encodes 503 amino acids. The transcript has 7 exons. Gene Ontology annotation, cellular component: endoplasmic reticulum membrane. Gene Ontology annotation, biological process: protein N-linked glycosylation.
GACCGUUUUCUCAAUAAAGAUAAAUAUUCAUCUGCAAUAGUUAUCGACGUGUAUUGGAGUGAGAUGUGAGUGCUGGUUCUCGCGCGCGACAGCACGCGACAGCGAGCAAGGUUAGUUUUCGUUGGUUUCGUGGUCAUCUUUGUUCGUGUGACACGAGAUAUCGUCUAUUCAAGGACGAUCGCCACAAAGUUACACGUCAGCAAGUUCGUCGGUUUUACGUGCAGAUCUGCAGUGACCGCAAAUAUGAUUUUUUAUUUCUUAAUGUAAGGAACAUCGCUCGUUAGCGGCUCGUUAGUGCGAGCCCCUGCAUGGACACCCAUAAUCCUAUUCAUAAACAUGCUGUUACUAAUAGCUGUGUGUAACGCAUUAUGUAUACUUGUUUUUUUACCAAUUCUAUUGGUGAAAUGGAGAAGGUUUUACUCGAAGAAACGAGAGGAGAGACAACAAACUGGAACUGUCAUUGGAAUUUUUCAUCCAUACUGCAAUGCAGGUGGAGGAGGCGAGAGAGUGCUUUGGGUUGCAGUUCAGGCUAUACAGAACAAAUAUCCUGAUGUACACAUAGCCAUAUACACUGGUGAUCUUGACGCGGAUCCUGAAAAGAUUUUGAGCAGAACUGAGAAGACGUUCAAUGUAAAAUUGCAGCCCAAUAUUGAAUUCAUCUAUCUGCAUGGACGAAAAUGGGUGGAGGCCUCCACUUAUCCCUAUUUCACGCUUUUGGGGCAAAGCUUGGGAUCUGUCUGUCUGGGCAUCGAGGCAUUAAACAAUCUUACACCAGAUAUUUACAUCGACACUAUGGGUUAUGCAUUCACUUAUCCUCUAUUUAAAUAUAUCGGUGGCUGCCGAGUUGGAACGUACACGCACUAUCCUACUAUUUCGACUGACAUGUUGAAGUACGUCUACAAAAGACGCGCCGCGUACAACAAUCACAGAAUUAUCGCCAGAAAUCCGUUACUGUCAGGAGCAAAAUUUGUUUACUACAAAUUAUUCGCGCGUGUAAGUAUAAAGUUGUACGCAUCCGAGCAAACGUUUAGGAAAACAAAAAUAAGUCUUCACACAAACAGUUAUUUCAUAGAUAGAACAUUUCAGUUGUACGGAUUGGUUGGUAGUUGCGCCGAGAUCGUGAUUGUAAACUCCUCAUGGACUGAGGAUCACAUUAACACUAUCUGGAAAUGUCCGAUGAAAACGCAUCGAGUGUAUCCCCCGUGUAGCGUGGAGCACCUAACUGAAUUGCCGCUCAAUGAGGAAAAAGAUGAUUAUGUACGCAUAGUUGCGAUCGCACAAUACAGGCCAGAGAAGAAUCAUCCACUUAUGUUGCGAGCGUUGUUCGAGCUAAGGUCUAUUCUUAGAGAAGAAGUCUGGGAAAAGGUCAAGUUAAUCUGCAUCGGUUCCUGUAGGGAUGCCGAAGACGAAAGGCGCGUUAAAGAUAUGCAAGAUUUGGCUAAACACCUAGCAUUGGAUAAUAACGUUGAGUUCAAAUUAAAUGUACCGUAUUCCGAACUCGUGUCCGAGAUGCAAAGAGGAAUAAUCGGUCUGCACACAAUGUGGAAUGAACAUUUUGGUAUCGUCGUCGUGGAAUGCAUGGCUGCGGGAUUAAUUAUGGUAGCUCAUAAUUCUGGUGGCCCGAGGGCAGAUAUCAUAGAAACGCGAGCGGGUAGUGUAACUGGUUUUCUAGCAGAAGAUGAGGUAGAAUAUGCCAAAGUACUAGCUUCCAUCAUACAAAUGCAUCCAACGGAACGACAUGCUAUUAGAGUUGCUGCCAGGUCAUCUGUAAAUCGUUUUUCAUGCCAGAUCUUUGAGAAGGAAUUCCUACGGGCGAUCGAGCCAUUUUUCAGGUCGAAACAAGAAUAAUCUUGCCUUACAAUUUCUCUAAAAUAGUAAAUUACAGAUAUUGUGCGUAUAAAUGGCUCAUUUCAAAAUCAGAAUACAUUUUCGAUACAUGUUACAUUAUGUAUAGUAGCAUACAUAUGUAUGGUAGCGUGUAUAUGUAACAAAUAAGAGUGUUUCUAUAUGUAUGAGACAAAUCUGUAUUUACUUGUUUAGAGAUGUAAAAUUUUUUGCUUGAUUUAUGUUUAAUUUUAGAAUACAGUACAUUAAAUAAUCAUAAUUUAGCACAAAAAUUGUAACACAUUGUAUAUAUAAUGAUGUUUGUUAAUGAAUUGUAUUACUUAAAUGACUUCAGCAUUCUUACAAAAAUGUAGAAAUACUAUUGAAAGCUUAUGAAAGAAUGUGUGGAUGUUACAAUUAAUAUCGAUGUUACAAUUUAUUUGUAAAACUGCGAAUGCGAAAGCCGUAGCUAAUCAAUGUAAGACUUAUGCCGAGAUUGUUAAUUACAUGUGCAACGAUAAGUUAUAAAGCGUCGUAUGAUCACA